Molecule: messenger RNA, 1305 nt
Organism: Closterium sp. Naga37s-1
Lineage: Eukaryota; Viridiplantae; Streptophyta; Zygnematophyceae; Desmidiales; Closteriaceae
Source: the annotation of a GenBank genome assembly
AUGGCGCUUACAGAAGCCCCCAUCAGGGGAGGCCUGCAUGCUGCUAGUGAGGACACGUGGCACAAGUGGGUUGGUCCGGGGGGAGAGAAUGGGGGCAAGGGAGGGACGGCAGAGUGGCGGGAUGGCAGCACGUUGCUGAUACCUCUGGACGACCCCACCACCAACGUGGCUCACUUCAUUGGGAAAACGGCUCAGAUACUUCUAGUCAACAAUGCAUCAACGCCCACAGCGCUUCCUCUCAUCACACGAUUCCUGCUGCCACGCACUCCUGCUGCUGCCUCCAGGAUGAGGCAGCACGGCCAGCAGGGGUGGAUCCCCUCCGUGCUGCACAUGCUGCUGCGCAUCGCCCUCGAGCCCCUCCUCAACCACACCGCCCUCUCCCACCACAUCCCCUUGCUCCCACUAAGCCUUCAGUCUCUGGCCGCUGCAAUCUCGCCUGAAGCCUUAGUUGGUGCUUCCACCAGUGCAGCAGCAAGCACUGGUGUGAGCGCUAGUGGCAGUGCUGGUGGUAGCAGUGGUGGUGUGGAGGUGCUGGCAGGGGCGGUGGAGUUUGAGUCUGCAUUCAGCAGGGCAUCUGAUGCACAUCCCAUGUGCUUCCAACGCCUUGUGCUACCCGGCUACCUCAAGGCCAUCACCUUCCCAGGGGGCAUGGAGCAGGCGGACAUGUUCAAGCACCGCCUCAAGGAGGCCUUCCCCCACCCCGACCCCGACCCCUUCCGCGCUCUGGCGUUUCCAGACAAUGCAUCUGUGGGAGAUGCGUCUGCUGGAAGCAGCUCAGCUGAUGGGAGCAGUUCAGCUGAUAGCACCACUGUUCGCCUGCUGUACAUCACUCGCAAUGCAUCGCUCACACGCGGUCGCCGCGUAAUGACUGCGCAAAGCUCCAGCGCUCUGCUUAAGCUAUUCCACCAAUUGAACUUCCAGGUAGCCCAAGUGGAGUUCACACCCCUCACCUUUUCCCACCAGCUGGCCCUGGUGCAGGCAGCAGACAUCAUCGUCUCACUGCACGGCGCAGGCCUCACCAACCCCGCCUCCUUUGCUCGCUCCGACUCUGUUCUCCUGGAGAUCUCCCCCUACGGAGUCUUCUACAAUCUGUACUAUUUCAUGGCGGUGAAUGCCGGGGUGACCUACAUGCUGCACCAGUGCACAGCCGGGCCUGCCCCCAUGCCAGCUAAAGAUGCGGAAUUUCAAGGCGUUGGUCCUGGCUCGGAGACUGGUUCUGGAUGUGAGGAAAAAGGGGAGUCACGAAGGAGGAAGGAGGCUGCGGAGGACAUAUGGGAAGCUGUGUGUAUCAAGGAAGAGGAAUAA